UCCGCGGUUCGACCCGUCAAUUUAUUUCUUUCCGUUCGCCACCCAGCCCGCGGGAAAUCGCAACGCGCGCGCGGUUCACACCUCGGUUUUACCCGGCCGGCGGACACUAUGAGGCGAUUUUCGAACGGGAUUUUCGAGACCUGACGACGCGCGCGUCCGCCCGCAGUUUCAGCGAGACCGAAAAGGCCGUUCGUCGGCCCCACGAAGGUACGCACCGCUCGCGGAGACCGCCAACAACGGCCGCGGUGUAAAUAGCGCGCCGCGCACGGUUUUCGGAAUAAAAACCCGGCAAACAGACAAAUCAAACCCCGUCAGCGGAGCGUUCAGUGCGCGCGCGCGAUCCGAUCCGUUUAGAUGAAUAUGAGUUCGUAUCAAUUCAUGAACUGCUAUACGCAGCAACAGCAACAGGGCCGGGCCGUCACGUCGCCCGUGGACCCGUUGCAGACCGGCAACAGCCCCGGCGGUGCCGGCGGCGGCGCUUCCGCGGCCGACUAUUACGGGCAGGCCGCCCAGGGCGGCGGAGGCGGCGGCGGCGGCGGCGUGUACAACACGGGCCCGGCCGCCGGUUGCUAUUCGCCCCAACAGUACGCGGCCUCGCAGUACAUGCAGCAACAGUCGUCGCCGUCCAUGAUCGACUACACGCAACUGCACUCGGUCAACCACCAACAGCACCAGCAGCACCAGCAGCAACACCAGAGGCUCCAGGCCGCGGCCGCGGCCGCCGCCGUCGCGGGCUCGCAUCUGCAACACCUGCAGCAGCAGCACCACGGCGGCGGUGUCGGCUUGCCGUCGCCCGGCGGCGGCGGUGCCAUAUCGCCCAUAUCGUCCGCGCUCAACAACAACGUCGUCGGCAUGCCGUCCGCGGCCGGCGGCGUCCAGUGCAAGUACGAGGUGACCGGCGCCGCGGCGGCCACGCCGAACGGCAUCAGCUCGCCGCAAGACCUGACCACGUCCGCGGCGCCGCAGCCCGGUUCCCGGUCGCCGCCGCCCGCCAUCAUGAAGUCCGUCCGCUCGUCCGGCGGCCCGGUGGCCGGUUCUUCGCCGGCCGCCCAAGGGCCCAUCUCGCAGACGUCCUCGUCGCCCGCCUCGUCCAUUUCGUCCACGUCGUCCCACGGUGGCGGCGGCGGCGGCGGCGGCGGCGGCAACGGCAACGGAGGCGGCAACGGGCCCGCCGCGUCCGGCGGCAAACAGGGUUCGGGCCAGAACCCGCCGCAGAUCUACCCGUGGAUGAAGAGGGUUCACCUCGGACAGAGUGAGUACACGUCCCCAUUAUUACAUUGUAUUACGUGCGUGUUACGGUAGUAAUUACGUCCGUCUGUUUUUGAAACGUUACGCGAUACGGUCGUAAUGUACGGGGACACGUCAAAUCAUAAACGUUUCGUAUGAACAUGACGCGCGAGCUCAAAUAUCCGUAAAUGGUCGAAUUCAGUUUGUGAAACCAGCGAACUGGUGUGCCCGAAGCUUCGGACAUUUCGAAGUUUCAAUCGUUUUCCUCUAAAAUCGUUUGAUUUCACGGCCGCGCGUUCACGAUAACGUUCCGUAUAAAAUGCAUUUAACCGUGUGCGCGUCCGACGAGAACAAUGUAAAAAGUCCGUAGUUUGUCGACAAUCAUCUAAUAUUUCGCGUCGUUUGGUAUACUCGAAUACUGUUGUUUAUUCAUUUUUUAUUAUUAUCUUAAGAAUUCGAAUCGUAUCGAGUUAUAAGAAAAAUUCUGUAUUUAAAAAAAAAAAAAAAAAAACUAACACUACUUAACACAAAAAGCAUUAUAAUAUAGUUAAAACGAACAGAUUGCUAAUAGGUAUAAAAAUACAGCGGCGUACCCAAUUUGAGGGGGCCCCGGGAGAGCUUUAGCGUCCCCCGUCCUGCGUUGAAAUUCGAGAAGAGAAACCGUUCGCCGACGAAAACACGUAAUAUAUCCGAAAAAAAUAAUAAUCGUCGCAUUAUAUAUUGCACAUUUGCGCCACUUACAAUCUCUCGACCGAGAGAGGUUCAACGGACGAUUUCUGUUCCCACAUCAAUGUGUGUUGCACUCCGUCAGAGUCGAAUUUCAUUUAAAAAAAAAACAAUAACUACACGCAGAACACGGACGAUAUUACCGCGGGAGAAGUACACCGUUCGCGCGUUACCGGAUAAAAGCCGUUCGGCGGGUAUCGUUAAAACGGAUCCGGGGACGCCAUAAAAAUUGUAUCAUACGACUUUAUCGACUUCGUAUUAUAUGUAUUUUUUUUUUUUCAAUUCGAAAAUACGAAAAUUAACAAUUCAAUUCGGUGGGAAAUAUCUAAUCGUUUUCGGUAUUCGUAUAACACAUAUAUUAUACCCGAAGAAAAUUAACUGUUCAAGUAGAAAUUCGUCGAGGCGUACAUUAGUGUAUAGAUUGUAUCUUAUACGUUAUUAAUACGCGCGAUAUACCCGUGGAAUAUAUAAAAAAAAAAAACGCGGUAGGUAUAGGCAAUCGGGUUAUAUUGUAGUCGGUCGGGCGCGGGUAAAAAUAAACCGCGAUUGAAAUCCUGAUAAAAUUAAAAAAAUAACUUUGCGGUAAACGAAAUUAGAAAAAAAAUAUUAUUAACCCUCGCGGCCCGAACGAACAGUCGCGACGUUAUAGAAGAGCUAAAUAGGACGUUUCCUAUUACGCCCUAUAGCGAAAAAAUAAAACGAAACAAAUCGAAAAAUUAAAUAUCGCGGUAGAUCGCGACGAACAGUCGAUAACACUAUUACGCGACCGAACCCGGCAUUUGGGAAUGUUCGGCAAAGGUCGUACGUAUAUUACUGUAUCGUCUAAUGCGGUGGUCUUCAACCGGUGGGGGUCGCGCAGCAAGCUUCAACAUCUGGUCGCGAUAAGUCUUCGGUUUAAAAUAUUUUAAUAUUUUACUAUACAAAAGACAAAAAAUUUCGCAUUUCAAAAGCUCGAGCGUAUUCCGGAAACGUUCGUGCUUUAGUUUUCGGAAAAAGACGAGUUAUAAUAGUAAAUGAACGUUUAGUAACUUUUGAAAAAUCGUUUGACGAGUAAUUGUCUGUAGAUUACGAAUGGAUCCAACGACCGUUUACAGUAGAUAAUAUUAUUUAUAAUGACAAUAAAAAUGUUUACUGCCGUAGGAAAUCAAUUAAACGACGAGACGUUAGACAAUUAGAAGUUUUUUUUUUUCUUGCUUUUAUCGGCUAUUCGCGAGUCGCCAAAACGUACGGUAAAAAAAAAAGUGGGUCGCGAGUCAAAAAGGUCGAAUACCGCAUGCCAAAUAUAAUGCUCGCCCCUUCGACGUCGCUGCCCGCCUUUAUUCUCGAGACGACGAUAUUAUUAGUAUCGACGCGGGCGUGUACGGACGAGCCUUUAGAAAAAAAAAAAAAAACUAAAAACAAAAAAAAAAACACGGGCUUUCGGUUUUCUGUGUCGCGGAUCCCUCGUGGCUUUUACGCGGCAGACGACGCGAUAAUCGUUUCGCGGCGCGGCCCUUUCCCGUGCUUCGCAGGGGACGUUUUCGCAUCGCGUCAAACACGCCGUAUUGUUUUCGCGCCGACCCGACGGACCCCUCCCUUAAAAGAGAAAAGCCACGAAAGAAAAACACAACAUCGCCGUUUCCCUCCCGCCGCGGCAUUUUGUCAACAAUCACGCGCCGCGGUCGCCGGAAACGGUUUCGCGACGUUACACGUACCGAUAAAAGUCGGGGCGACACAAACACCGGCGACUUCGAUCUAAUAAUAUCGCGACGUGCGUAACACAUUAAGGGUGUCGUCGCAGUGUCAUUCACUGUCGACCUCGUCUUCGGUGCCGCCCCGGCGAUAUUUUUAAAAAAAAAAAAAAACGGCACGCAAUAAUGGGGUACUGAUCAGGCGGUAACAAUAAGUAGAUAAUGUUUCCAUACACGUUAUUUUAACUUUUAUACCCGUUCGAUUUCUGUCGGUUAUUCUACAAGUACGCGUUUAUUUCCUUUUUUUUUUUUUAAUUUUAGUUAUUUUAAAACUAGAAAUUAUAAUUGAUGUAGUAAAGUAUAAAUAUGAUAUAAAAUAUAGAAAUGUUUACAACACUUUAAAAAAAAAAAAACACACACACGCCCUACCUUCCUUGUUUCAAAACUGAUGUAAGAAGAUUUGAAUUCAGCAGCCGUAUAAACGUAUAAGUUGUUGUAAAAUACUCAAAUUUUGAAAUACUUAGACAAACGCCCUCUCUUGUCCCCUCCCCUUUUGGGCCGACAUCGAAAUAAAUACCGAAUUCGAAUUCAAAAGCCGUGUAAACAUAUAAGUCGAUGUAAAAUACCCACAUUUAAAUUAAAAACUAAGAAAAUUGCGGAAAAUUGGAUAACGUCACCAUAUUGUUUUCGUAGUAUCUGCAGUUUUGUGCCGUUAGUUUUACUAUUGUUACUGCGGCGAAUCGGCCAUUCAAAGGCCACGAUGACAUUGUCGUUUUUCUUUCUGGAUAAUUUAAUUUUCAAACGAGAUACAAAGAUUUUUUUAAACAUUUCGCGAGAGUCUCGCUAGAAAAUUGAAUUUUUGAAAAAAAAAAAAACACCCCGACGCAUUAAACGCAAACAACGUUUCAAUACCUUUUUUUUACGAGUUUGACGAUAAUACGGAUCCCGGUUCGAUCCAGGCGCGGCGUCAUAGACACCAAACUACCGAUGGACAAUAAUUCUCUUUCGGAAAUCCGUACGGAAUUUCAGCGCGUCGUCAAUGAGUUAUAAUCACGGCCUCCGCAGAUCAAGUUGUGCUGCCGCAUUGGGCGAGCAAGGGUCGUCGCAUUGACCGACUGCAACGUCCGGUCAUAUUAAAACGUAUAGUUUUUUAUCGACAAGGCGGCCGUGUUUCCGCGAUUCGUGUGCGCCGUAACCGUACGGUUCGACGUUCGCCGAUUCGAUACGGUGUUUUUCAUUCCGGAAAAGGCGGCGGCGUGGUGUCGCGGCCACACCGCCGCCGGUCGCACGCCAAAGCCCCGACGGCGGUUUACGGUUCCGAUAGUGCACCCCGCGGUCGGAAUUCAUCCGAUCGUUUUUCGGCACUUAUUGCCGCGCGGCGAACAUUCGAACGCGCGCCUGGUUUCUGGUCGGACGUCGCGUUUGUGCGCGAAACCGUGACCGGUCAAAUCGGUGCGACGAACACGACGGCGACGGCGAGUCGUAUUGCGUUUGCGUCCCGCGAUAUUUGCGAUGCGUCCGAAUUCAACACGAAUCGCGUCCGCAUUACCAAAACCGAACCGAUCGCAUUCGCCCGGAAAACGAUUUUCCGAACAGUUUUCUUCGAAUAUUUCGCGAACGCGAAACAAGCGGCCGAGACCGUUUUGUACCUCCGUUGUCGGGCUAUCGAAAUACCGAAUAAUUUCGAAACGAGUAAUGUAAUAAUAUUGCAAGUAGGAGAUUUUGAUUUUCGCCGAUCACGGUCUACACAUAAUAUACGUACUCGUGCGCAAUUAUGGAACGCAUACGUCCGACGGUAAAACGUUUAUCGUGUAAUAUGUAAAUCGGUUUAGAAAAAAAAAAAAAAAAAAAAAAAAAUAUGUACAGCGCACUCGUUUGUUGUAAAAAUUAUAAUCUAAAUCAAGUCAUCGACACACGACUCCGCACGCCGGGUGUACCGUGUGUGUAAUUCGUGUUUAUAUAGGACGAAGAUUUCGUAUGUCGGCGCCACGGUUCACGGUUUUAUUAUUAUUAUUAUUUUUUUUUUUUUUUUAUUAACCGCCGACGCUAUAAUUAUUAGUGUACGUCGUCGACGUAACGUGUAACGUCGUCGCGUUAAAAAAAUUAUGUUAAAAUACGACACGAUAGUAUACAACAAUACACUGCACGGUCGCCGUAAUACAAUCGCUUCUCGUGGUCGUACGCCAUUAUAAUAUCCGAGAAUGCAUGAUUACGUAGUGAUAAUUGCAGGUCCGACAUCCGCGAUAAUAUCUCCUGCUUUUCAUCUCUCGAAAAUUCGCCGUUCGACGCGGUAUUAUUUAAAGUCAAUCGUCAUUCUCCACACCAUACCCCGGCGUAAACAAACGGACGAAUCCGACGUACGAGUAUGUAGUCUAGAACCAAAAGUCAAAUUUUUCAGAAAACGAAAACAAACGGGAAAGGAUUUUCCUGUACCGAUAGAAACGCGUUUUUCUUACGCAAUUUAGACCGAAAAAAAAAUCAAUUUACACACUCUCAACCGGUACUGCGUCUAUAAUAACCACUAUAGUUUUCUUUCGUUGAACCUAUUAGGGUAUUUUUACUUCAAUGAACCCUAAUCGUUUACCUACGCGGAAGUCGCUUUGAUUCCGUAUAGACCAAUCAACAGUCGCAUCGCGUUAUAACACAUCGAGCGAGGAUAGACGAUUCGAUAUCUCGAUAACUGGACACCUUCGAUACUCGAGACCGGGUACAUCGAAAUCGAGGUAAUUUUUAGUACCGAUUUCAAUAGCACGGCGAUCACGUCGCGAUAAAACAGUAUUAGUUUCGAUAAAAUAGUAUUCUGUUUCACUUUGUUGUUUUACCGUGCGUGUUUUCGCUUCGAAAUUCUAAAAAGCGCAGUUCCGUAACAGCAAAUAAGAUUUACUAUUAAUAUACAGCAGACGCCGCUUGUAAUACUCACUUCGGGACCAGCACAAAGUGAGUCUUAUAACCGAAUGAACCUUAUUAAAGUCGAAGUGGAAAAAGGAUAAAAUGUAUUUGUCCGGACAUGUUAUUUUAAGUGAUUUUGAGUCUAUAAUAAGUGACCGAACCUAUUAUAUCCGUGAGUUUUAUAAGCGGCGUCUGCUGUAUUAAUAUUUUGCGUUUUGUUUGCAAUUUCAAACAAAUAGGAAUCGAUAGUGUAUCGAAAAAAACAAAACGCGCACGUCCGGUUAUCGAAUUCUCGUCGCUCCGAGAUUUCGAUUUGUACACAUUUUAUUGCGAUAUCGGAGUCAUCUGCAGCAUUCGCGACGCGGCCCCCGAGUUUGCGUUUUUCGAGCUGAAAUCGUUCUGCGAUCAUUUUCGCUAUUUUUAUUGCGAUUGCCGCGGUUCCAAUAAAUGAAAUGGUUUUUUUUUUUUUUCCCCCGCGGUGUCGGGGGCGCAAAAAUCGCGCGUUCGACUAUUAUACUGUGAUAAUACGAAUAGUUGUUGCGUACGCGUAAUCGUAUAAUAGUCCGCGGGACGGAAAACCGCGAAUUUCGCUUCCUCUCCUCCCGGCUAUUAUACUCGCGCGUAUUAUUAUUGUUAUUUAUAGACGAGGGGGCGCGGCAGGUGAUGUAGGUUCGCGUUAUAAUGGCCGUUUCCCCCCUACGCAAGCGCGCGCGCGCGCGCGCGAUUUCUGUGACGCUCGAAAAAUCAACCCUCAUCGACCGGCGAUAAUGACGAUUGUAAAAGUAAUAAAAUUAACACAAAAAAAAAGGAAAAAAAAAAACAAGCGAACGAGACCGUUUUUCGAAUAUAUACACGUAUACACGUAUUAUAUGGGUCCUCGGGGGCCGAAAAUGUCGUCGGCGGCGCAGACGAGGGUCCGGGUCGAGGCCGUCGCGCUGCAUUGUGGGACGGUCGCCUGUCAGUCAGUCGGUCGUCGCGUGUGUACAGCGAACGGGACCGCAAAAACACGACGCGCGUAUGGCAAAAAUCGUGUAAUAGUCGCCGCCUUUAUUAAUAAUCGAAAAAAAAAAAAAUAUAUAAAAAAUAAAAAUGUACUACUGCCAACGACGACGACGUCGUUGCGACGGUGCACGUGCGUGUACCGCUCGAAAAGGCGCCACCGAGAGCCGCAAACGUUUUCGAAAAGAAUAUUUGUGGCGGGCAUAAGAUAAAAAAAAAACAUAAUACCGUUUUAUUAAUUUACCGAGGAAAAAACCGUACGAUAAAAAAAUAAAAAACCGGUAAUGCGAUUAUCGUAUCCGAAGACCUCGUAUCGUAUCAUAACCUUUUUGUCUGCAGCCCGAAAGCUCUUCUGCCGCCGAGCGCGAUGCCCGGUCCAGUGGCGACACGACUAACCACACACUGUAUGUUCGGGGGGGGGGACUCUAGAGUCGAUAACGAAUUCAGAAUGGGAAGGGGAGGUUCACUCCGGGAAAUGUGACCGUUUCAUGGACAAUCCAAAGUAUUUCGGGGAUUCUUCGUUCGUUAUUCUGAUCUUUUUUUUUGGUUUUACUAAUCAAUAGAGUAAAAUCCGGACAUUGUACAACGCGAACGGAGAGCGUGACAAAUCUAAUUUUUAUCGACAAUCCUCCGGGGGGCCUGCGCUCUUGAUUUCACGAAGCUCCUAAUGUCGAUGGCGGGACGGGGGCUUCUUUUAGUUUGAAUUUCCGUGUCUGCGCUAGAGAUCGACAGUAAUUAUUGCACUGCCUAUAGGUACGCAAUAUUGUUACACGGCCGUGUAACCGAUCGCACGACGAUAUUUUUACAAAUUAUAAUAAUAUUAUUACCCACGCGAUUUCAUAAUAAUUACGAAAAAAGUGUCAGUUUUUUUUUUUUUUAGAACAUUAACUCCGUCGUGUUUUGUAACUUUUUCCGCGAUAUCAACGCGCGCGGCAUAAAGAAAAAAAUCCGUAAUGACUUUUUACAUUAAAUAUAAUAUUGUAUAUACCUGCACACGCGUAAUUAUAGUCGGACGCCUAAACACGUAUAAUAAUAAUAAUAUAAGUACACGUUGUAACAAACAAAAAAAAAAAACCAAAAAACACGAUAGAAUGUUUUUGAACCAACACCGAACAUUGUCGUUUUCGCGCACACACGCACACACACACACUCACACCGAAUCGAGAAACGUUUUUCACGUCAUUCGCUAAUUAUAGGAUUUUAGAUUUUCAAAGUUUUUCCUUUUUUUUUUUUUUUUUUUUGUGUGCCAUUAUAACGCAUUAUGCGCGCGCGCGUAAAUGUCCAAGGAAGUACUAUGACGUUAUCAAUUGACGUAAGACCGUAGACGGAGUAAGGGUACAUUUUCUGUAGGCGUACCUAUUGUUUUACCAUGACGUGUAAGCUUUUUUUUUCUCUCGCGCCAAAACACGUUUUCGGUUAGUAAAAAUGCUCCGAUUGUUUCACGAAACACCUUAAGCGCGAUACGGUUUUUUGCCCGACAUUACUUUUUCCGAAACAUUUAUCUACUUUCCCUAAAUAGUUUUCCAUGUAACUUAUUAAAAGUUUCUGGAUGAUUGGCCAAGAUAUGAGGGGAAAACGCGACUGACUACUAUAACAUCGUAAUACUUUACCGAGUUCCGCUCAGAAUCAUUUUUCCUAUGCAAUGAUUCAUCGUUAUUUCCGUGUGACGCAAACGAGUAGUGGCGUAAUCAUCAGGAGGGAGGAAAUAAACCGGGUGUCCGUUCUCCCCCUUCGCUUUUUUUUCUUUGAUUAAAGUAUUAUGUACUUACGUUAUUUGUAUCGACUACUACGCCUGAAUGCAUGGUGUUUUCUACUUUAAAGAGGAUCGAAACAUAUUGCCGGAAUACGACGUGAUGAGGUAUGAACGAAAAUUAAGAUACUAUACAAACAUUAUACAUAUCUUAUAAAUAAAUAUUUUGUUUAUUAAAAUCGGUUUACAUCGAACUGGUUAUGCCGGUAGUAAUGCACCGAUAGAUCCUGCAGAGUACAUGCCGAAUGAAACGGCUCCGAAGCCAAGUAAGAGUAGAUUUAUUAUUUAUACCUGGAAAUCGUAUGAUUCGUUUGUCAUUCGUAUCUAUAAUUCUGUCUACUCGCUAUCUACUAAUUGUCUUGUUCAUGUGUUUAAAAAUAAUAUACUUAAUUGUGACGGCCGUUCUUUUUUCUAAACCCUACAACCAUUUCCCAUUGAAAAUAACCCUCAGCCAAUAAGUUCGUGGCCUCCGGUUCUCUACGAAUAUCAAACAUUGUCCUUUCCCCCACUCCCCCACAAGGCCUAGCGCAAAUUACGCGACUGCGAACGAAUAAAUCUACUUACCCGCGGUGGCUUACCAACGACGGUGCCAACAACGAUCGGAUUUUUUUUCAUAUAAAACAUACAACACAUAAAACUACCGUUUUCGAACAGUGGACAAUCGAUGUCGACAGCGGAAUAUAAUAAACGGCGCAUCCGGGUCUAUGCGGGUAGCGUACCGGUUGGGUCCCGGGUCCCGGCAAAACAAAUCGCGAGUCCCCCGGAGUAUUAAAAUGUGAAACGGGAAACGGUUUUACGCGUUUUCGUUUAAACGUUCUGACCCAACUAGCAUAUUGCCUGCCGAAAGCCGGGGUCCGACCGGCAUAAUAUAGUGUCCGAAAUUCGUCGCGACCGAACCGGAGUUCUCUGCACGGUACGAUUUUUCGGCGGACGGACCGGACCAGUGAAGUAAAAUUAAAACCGGCACCGAUCCGGAAUAACGGAAUAAAUCGUGGAAUUGGACUGGACUGGACCAGUUAAUUAUUUUCUCGACUGAAUUAGACCGAGACCAGACUGUGUUUAAACGUAUUAAGACCGAACCGGACCGGGCCGGAACUGUCUGGGACUAAUUUAUCAUGUACGCGUUAUAUAAUUAAAAAAAUGAUAAUACGAUUUUCUGGAUUCGAAAUAGGCGAUGGCCAAAGAGCGAACCGCGCCUAACGAAUCGCGCGAUGGUCGUUCGGUUAUUAACGCGAAAAACUCGAAAUUACAUUAAUUUCAUCGCCGCGUUCGCCCCGGGACCCGCGUGAUAGUUGAUUUUCCUACGUGUGCCCGUCAGGCUGCGUUGUAAUUGUUUCGUUGUUACGCGGCGGACGUGUUCAAACCGGACCGGGGCCGAGAGAACGGUCGGACCGUCCGGACCGGUGGCGAAUUGCGAAACGAACGAGGCCGGAAAGGCCGAACCGCCUCGGGACCCACCGGACCCGAAACGCCGUGCACCGCGCACCUAUUGCCCGUCGAAACCUACAAGGGUCCGGGACCCGACGCCGCCGUGAUAACGACGUUAUCGAUGUCGACGGCGUUGUAAUGAGCGCGGGUUUUGUAUUUUUUUUUUUUUUUUUUUUAAUAACUACAUCGGUCGUAUCAAUACCCGUAACGGUAACAAUAAUUAUUGUUAUUAUUGUCCGAGUCUCUCGUCCAUACGCCUCCGGGCGCCGCCGCCGCCGCCGCCCCGCUCCGCGUUCUACGCGUGGCGUAGCGCGCGCGUACGCAUUUUCGUACGGUGCCCGCGCCGCGCCGAUAAUUGCGAUUGUCGCGCGCGCGCGCGCGCGUCGCGUUACGCGCGGCCGCGGAUCGCGUACCGUCGACGGGGGCGUUUACCGGCGAAACGAAAACCGCGUCGCUACAACGCACGACGUGUGCGCCCCGAACGCGUACGCGUACGCGUCUUCCAGCGCUCGCCGCACGUCAUUGUAAUUAGUCGACCCCGCAUACGUACAGGCGAUGUCGGAACGCGUACCUACACAUUAUUUUAAUUUACGGACCGAAAAACCGUAUGUGUGUGUGUGUGCGCGCUCGUAUAAUAACAAUAAUAAUAAUAAUAAUAAUAUAAAGCAACUCGAUACAAUUAUGAUAAUAUUGUGAAACCGAUGCGCGCGUGAAUAACCGGAUCGCCCGUCGCGGCGGCCGUAACGCAUUUGAACUCCCGGCGGAUGCGCGACGCGGAUUUUUACGGAAGACGCGGGCCAUUUUUUUUUUUUUUUGUGCCGCGAACAAAAAAAAUCAAAAAAAUCACGAUUAUCGUAUACGCAGGUCCGUUCGGAUUUCACGCGAAAUACAUAUUUUCCUUAAAAGAAAAUCGCUUUGAGCGAACGCUUUUCCGUAUCGUACGUUCUGGAAACGUUACGUUGUCAUUAUUUUCGUCUUCGUCAUUUUUUUUUUUUUAAAUUCGUUUUGUCGUGACGAUAGUAACUGUAUAAUAUGAUAAUACAAUUAAAAUCAACUCGUGGCUUACGCACACGCAAACGACCGAUUUCACAUUUCGUAAAUUAUAAAUUAAACGUGUACGCGAUUGUGUGUGUGUGUGUUUGUUCGUGUGCGUGUGUGCGUGUGUUUGUGUGUGUGCGUGCGCGCACGUGGAAGACGGUCCCGCGUCUAUUAUUAAAUCUCAUCGAAACCGCUGAAUGAAAACAGACGGAACGUAACCGAAUUUUCCAUCGGACGGUACCGACGCGACGGUGUAAAGAAGUGAAUCCGAGAGUAAAAAUAUAAUCGUCGUGUCGCGUUAAUGACGGCGGCGGCGCAAUAAUUAUCGCACGGUACAUAAUAUAAUAUUAAUAUUAUAAUGUCGGGACGUCGGUUUUUUUUCCGUACGAUUCUUUUCCUUGGAAACAAAAAAAAAACCCCGACUGAUUUAUCGCGUAGGUCGAGCCGGUCUUGCUUCCCUCCUCCUCCUCCUCCUCCUCCUCCUCUCUCCCCCCCGCUGUUAAUUAAUGUCAUACGAUUCGUCAGCCGUUCUUCCCUCCCCGUUCCGGCCGCCACGUGUAAAAAGGUGUUAUCGUUUAACGCACGGAGGUGUUUCGAAAUUCGCAGAUAUUUCGGGACCGUUCGAAUUCGCGCGGAAUUUUUUUUUUCACGGUUUUUUUUUUUUCUCUCUAAUCGUCUCAAAGAGUUUUUACGCGCUCGCAUUCGCCGCAGCAGGUAUAAAUUAUACGCGGAUUACCUAUAACGAUAAUAUUAUGCGGCGAUCAACACCCGGAAUGCGCACACGAUUUCCGUCAAAACUGCAACAACAACAACAAUAACUCGACGUUAUUAUUUCAUGAUAUACGAUCGGCGGCGGCGGCCGCGACUUGACGAGAGGGACGACCGGGCAACAACCCCGGCAAUAAGAUUUAUUACCGUCGUCGCGCCCAUCGACGUGCAUAACCAGUAACCGUAUACUCGUACACCUCUAAAACCGCGAUUUUUUUUUUUUUUUUUUUUUUUUUUUUUUUUAUCGUUUAAUUCUCACCAGUUUCGGGCGACCGAUCGCGCGUAGUACACACCAAUAAUAUCACGUGUACGCGUGCGCGUUUUUGAUAUACGGUUUACCGUACGAGUAUAGUUUCCAAUAGAAAUUUGUGUUUCUCAAUAGAGCGGCGGUAAAUAGCGGAUAGCGAUAGCGGCGGUCAAAUCGGCCGGCCGAUAUCGUAAUGUACGCGAACACCGUUUGGCCCGCAGUGUCCACGUUAUUUUCACGGUCGCCGUCACACCCGUGCGGGACGUAUCGCGUUUGGAAGUCCGGGAUAAUCGGGACCGAUUUCACGGCGGCUUACAUACUAGUAGACGGGUCUCAGCGCGCUUCGUUUUAGCGAGCGCCUCGAACCGAAGUUUAUCGUAAUUGUUGAAAAUCCGUUUUAUAAAAAUACACGGUUUUUUUUUUUUUUUUUUCGCAAAAAUAACACCGAAACCGGCACUCCGGUACGGCGGUCGGCAGCCCUGUAGCGUCCCGACCACAUCCGUUCGCCGUACCAUCACCGUCGAUAUUUCCGCGUGUCACGGGCAUCCGAAUACACCGAACCCGUACGCGCCCCGUACCCGGACGCGAAAAUAGUCAUCCGCGUCUCCCGGAUAUUAUUAUUGCGUUUCGACACGCGUGUUCGCCGUGCCCGCGGGCAGCGCUACCGUACAGAUUUGCCGGCCGGCAGAGCUCUGUGUCGACACCACGCGACCCCGCGGCACCGUUGCGACAUAGCGGCGCGACGUGAAUCCGGAUUUUCCGGACUUUGACGGGUCCGGGGAUUCGUCCGCGCCGCGAUUUCGCGGGGAAUCCGGCCCGACAAAACGGUUGGCGGGCGCGCGUUACGCCGUCUCACGGUAAACGAUUAGCGGGGCAACACGCAUUGAUACGCGCACAAUACGGUGCGUACGGGCGCAAAAGCGGAACGAGGAUUUAUUCGUUAUUAUUAUUACUGGCGUAUAGGCGUGAGUGGUGUCCAGUACAUUUUGUUUUUUUUUUUUUUCUGUUUUAUUGGCCGCCGCCGCCGCCGCCGCCGCCGCCGCACGUACGCGUUUAAAUCAUUCCGACACGAAUUGAAUCUGACCGCCACGCGCAGCCCGUAAAAAAAAAAAAAAAAACGUCUUCAUCGGGAAUUUAUUUUUUGUAACGCGCGCCGCACUCGUAUUAAUACACACUCGUGUGUGCGCGCGUGUGUAUAUAAUGAUUUUUACAAGCAGUUUAUUUCCUUUUAAACGCUACGUACGCGCGCGUAUACGUUUCGAUAUUAUUAUUAUUAUUAUUAUUAUCAUCAUUACUAUCGUCUCCAUUACAGUUAUUUAAUUAACGCCCGGCCGGGCCGCGGGCGUCGGCGGAGGGCUCGCGGCCGCCGAUAAUUUACGACGUCCUCUCCCCGCGCGGCAUCGCGGUCCCCGCUCGUCGGCCCCUUCAAAAAAAACAACACGCCGAACAACAGAUAUCGUCGUCAGCCGUCGCCGUCGCGAUAUUUACACGCGCGUUACACAGCAAUAACAACAGCGACAAUAAUAAUCGCGAGCGCGUGCGCGUACCGCCAGUGUAAAUGCCGCCUUUAGAGACCCCCGAGCGGCGGUCCCGUCACGGCGUCGUCGUCGUUUUUGUUACGCGAGCCCGAGGACACCUAUACGAACGAAAUGUCCUUUGAUAACGUCGCCGGUAAUUGGGGCCGACCGGUCCGUUUUCGUAUUCUACAAAUCCGUGUUUCUGUUUCCGCGGUUUCGAUAAUUUAUUACGACACGCCGCGCCGCUCCCCUUUUUGGCGCGCCGGUCAAAAGGACGCGCGGCCGCCGCGGUACGCGAAGCUCUGGGCGAGAGACACGGCACAUUUAACCCGACCGAUUUCACUGUCGCGCCGCGUUCCAACACUGCGGCGGCCGUCCUCCGUACGUAAAACGUCUCUGCGGCCCGCUAUGAUGUUUCACGAUUCGCCCACUCGGUUUAUUUAUUUAUUUAUUUUUUUCUGUUCCUAUUUAUUAUUUUUUUUUUCUUUUCGAUCGUCGAAAACACGCCGUCUCGUGCGUACGCGCGCGCGCGUGUCGUUUCUAUAGCUUUCGUCGCGGUGCUACUAUUUUAUUUUAUUUUAUUUCAUUUUUUUUUAUCGAAAAAGCAUAAUAGAUCACGCCGGGGGACGCGUUCGCGACAACAUUAUAACUAUCACGGCGGGAAACUAUUUCCGAAUCUCCGCGUUCACUAGUACGAUAUUGCCGUGCAACCGCGUGUAUCCCCGUCUGCAGUGUUGCAGCGCACGGCCCGCGCACAGACAAAAUAUUAUCCAUAAUAGGCCGGCGGCGGCGAACGACCGAAGAAAAAAAAAAAAAAAAACCAAUACGGUUCGUUUCGUUAUUUGUACGGGAUUUUAUUGACACAAUCGAUAAUUAAUAUGAACGUAAAACGUUAUUGAUUAUCGGUUUGAACUCAACGCGCUCGAAAAUAUUGCGUUUAUCAGCGCGCGCGCCGGUUCGGUGUAACGGCGUUCGUGCUUCUUCUUUCAUUUUUUUUUUUUACUUUCCUAUCAGUAAACCGAAACAAAAUUUACAACAUUAUCACUUGAAAUGGAAUUCCAGCGAUCAAUCCACCUGCGUUAGGAAAGCUUGCGGCGGGGACAGACAGUUAUUACAUAUUAUGUUAUAGAAUGGAAAAAGAAAUGUACCACAAGUUUCCAUAUCGUGUCCAAAUAUACACAAUGAAUCAACGUACAUCUCUAAACAGAUAGAGUUACGUACAGAACUAAUUAACACAUAGCUUCUGACUACAUUAGAAUUGAAACGAAAAACCUAUUACAAGAGCAGAAAAUUGGCAAGACAAACGUUAUUGUAGGCGACAAUAUAACUACAAAACGUUAUUUGUACACGUAUAACGUUUUAUACUGGAAAAACGGACGUUUCGUUUAUGCGAUUUUUAUCCGUCUGAACGGGCGAUAGCACAUGUGUACAAUUUUUUUGAUGCAACUCGCCAAUACGUUUUCAACGGCACGUCUCUUUUCCUCCUACUACGUACAUACAUAGGCGGGGUUAUCGGCGGAACAGAAAAAAAAAAGCGCUCGCGCAUUAAUAUAUAAUAAUAUGCAGUGUUGCAGAGAACAACGUUUCUUUUAAAAAAGAAUUCGUUCCCGUUCCUGCUGCGAAAUAGGAACUCUCUCCCGUUACUCGUUCCUCUUUUUAUUAUUAUUAUUACUCAUGUCUAAUGUAGUCCAAAAUAUUUGUUUUAUAUUAUUAAUAUGAAAUCAUUUAUUAGUUGCUGACGUUGUGAUAUCAACAUUGAAUGAUUUAUAGACAAUAUUAUUACUAAUACAACGCGCGUUUCAUUUUAUUUUAUUUUUUUCAUAAUAGGAGGAAUAGACAUUUGCGUUCAUAUUCCUCACAAACAGGAAUUCGUUGGCGUUCCUCGUUUCUAUAUUUGUUAGGAACGCCCAUUCCAACACUGAAUUAUUAUAUAUAUACCUAUAAGUAUAAUUUAGCAUACAAUAUAAUUUUGUUUAUUUAGAUAAUUCCGUUAUAAAUUGAUAUCGAUCCCAUGAUUUUUUUUUAAAUAAUUUUGAUGCGUUUCCGAUGCACUAUUAGCAUCCAGUUAUAACGAAAACAAUUUUUUUUUUAUUUCUAUCUAGAUAUUCUAGAUAUAUAUAUAUAUUAUUUUUAUUGAUCAUUAUCUGGAUAAUAACUGUAGCGAUUAUCCCUUGUCUUUAUCUAGAUAUUUUAAAAUGCAUCUUUAUCGUACAACGCAUUUCAUACCUGUAAUAUUAUUAUAGUGUCCGGUAUACUUUUCGAUACUUAAUUAUUAUUAGUAAAACGACGUUCAAACAAUACUAGGUAUACUAUUAUAAUACUAUGCGAUUUCACUUGACGAUUACGAUCUUCAAGAGUGUAUAUUAUAUUUUUAUUUCUCAGUUUUUCUAACGAUUUUUUAAUGCGAAAUACUUACCGCGAAUCGCAUUACUCUAUACCAUAAUACAUCAGACGCGUAUACGCUGAAAAACUUCAACCCUCGUGUGAACGCAAUUGUACAACAAAGGAACACGGACAUAUUCGCGUGCCGCAUAGAUAAAUACAGCGACAGUCGAGAUCCAAGAGGUCCUCGAGUCUUGAAGGUCCCAAAGUACUCGUUCAGAUUUUUAAUCAAUUCAUUUUUAGCCGUUGCGAAUAUUCGUGUGUUUUAUAAUUGUUAGGGCCGGGCCGAUACCGAUAACCGCUAUGAAUGUCGGCCGAUACUAUGUCGGUAUAUCGGGUGUAGGUUGUUUUUUUCCGAACCGUUAGUAAAACCCACACGGUGCACAGUGCAAAUCGCGUAUCAAUUUGUUUGUCAUGACGGUGCUUGUAGCGAUAAUACACGGUGGACGCUCCGAACGAACUCCCGGACACGUUACGAUUUGCACCGGUUUUACGUAUCGGCAACGUAUUUUUUUUGUUUUUCUAUAAAAAAAAAAGCGUUAUCGGCUCUAGUGUUUGUACGUACGGCGUGAAUAUCAUCUGUUAAACCCGUUACCUGUACAAUGUUUGUUACCGGCGGCGUGCCCGGGAAUUUUCGACGGGAGGGGACGCAGCAAAUAAAAAUCGCGAAUAAAUGGUAAAAUCGUCUUCUCCACGCAAUUCGACUGUGUGCGAUGGGAAACGGUAAUUUAAAAUACGGAUUCUAAAAAAAAAAAAAACCACGCCGAUUUCUAAUCAAUACGUCGAGCUUUUCUCCGCUUAACUCGGUCGACAUAUUAUUUGCGUUUCGAUUAUUAACGUAUAUUACUCGUAUUGUAUUUCCAAGCCGAUGUGAGGGGAGUGGGUAUAUGUAACCCGACUUUUCAUUCGUAAAACACAGUACGCGCAAUGUGCGCUCUUAUCGAUUAUCCACGUUUUCAUAUAAACUCUGAACGAAAUCGAACCGCGCAGAUUUGUCGACAUUGCACUUUUGCUCGGCGUAUUUAAACUCCCUUUUGGAAUUGGCGUUUUUGAAACCUUAACACGCCGUAUUGUACAGUCUCGUGUUACACGGGCCGCUCGUGUAACGGCUGCGCUCGUGAAACUCGCGAAUUCCGAUUCGCCGUGUAUCACGAACGCCCCCGCAGCUCGGCGUAAAAAAAGAGCGCGCGAUACGGGAUUUUCAACCGGGAGAACACCGCGACACGUCCACCACUGUCGCUGCCGCGCUAUGAUUGUUUCUCGUCGGUGAUAACGCGCGUGUCGUUGUACGCCCCCCGGGUGGGGGGGGGGUAGGGGUGCGUCGCGCGCAAUUAAACGGCGAUAGAUCGCGCGGCGCGGCGUACGAGCGGCCGUUGUUCGCGCGCGCGUGUUCUGUACAAUUUCACGCGCGUCCGUUUAGCGCAACGACCACCGCGCGCGUUAUUAUUGUUAUUGUUGUCGGGCGCGCGCGUGUAUAUAGCGGAAUCGCCGACCGAACGUUUCAGCGCACGACGCGGCGUUGGACGGUGUCCGCGUCGGGCGAGUGGCGGCGGCGGCGGCGGUAAGCGUGUACGUUGUGCGCGUUCACCGUCGACGCGCCGGGAGAGGACGCCACGGGAAUACGCCGGACCGGACGUCCGUGACGGCGGCGGCCGCACCGUUCCGUACCGCGAAAGUCCGUGCAGGCGUAGGAGGUGGCGGCGGUUUUUUUUUUUUUGUUUUCGGCGGGAAAAACGGAUCGCACGAGAAAACCGCCGACGCGCGUUAGCGUUGCACGGAAUCGGCCGCCGUCGUCACACGCCCGUUACUUACCGCCUUUCGCGAUCGCCGCGACGACGUUUACGGGCGUUUGUCUUUUUCGUUUUGGGUUUUUUUAAAUAUUCGAGGGCGUUGUACGGACACGCGAGUGUCUGCCCGCACGGAAAAACGCGCCGGGGACGAAAUAUCAUUAUCAACGCGUUUUUGGUCCUCCGUGAUGGGAGGGGGGGGGGUGAUGGUGAAGGACUCGAGUCGAUUUCCCGUGCUGCAGUACACGCGAGCGGAACGAUACGAAUUCCGGAAACGGCUAAGCGACCACAGCCCAAUCCGAAUGAUCUAAUCCGAAAGGUCUUGCUCGCGGGUUUUCAUUUCCGAAUUGAAAACCCGAAAUGUCGCGUAGCCGUCGUUAAAAAUUUUAAGAACUAUGCGGCUACACUGUCGGGGGAAUCUAAAACGUUUUUUUAUCGAAUCAACGUAAUACCAUGCCGGGCCGGAGAAUCGGUAUUUUUUACGGCACGGUAAACGAUUUGGCGAUCGUUUUUACCGACCGAAAAACGCGUUUUCCGAGAAGAAAAACUCACGCACAUCCCAUUAUGAAACCUCGCCACAUUCGCGGAAUCCGUAAUAUAACAAACAGUUGGUUUUUCAUUAAAAUAUUAAUAUUAAAUUAUACGUGUACAGACGCGCGCGAAACCGAGUAAUUCGAUUUCUUGAAAUUUAAUUGCGGGAAUCGAGCAAGCGGACAAAAAAAAAAAAAUGAAUAAUAAUAAUAACGCUCUCGUACGUAUUAAACUUUUGAUUACGUCUAUAAAAAAUUAAUGCAGUCAAAACCAUCGAAAAAUUAAUACGUUUAACGCGCCAAGUCGGACGCGGUGGCCAAGUUUUACAGUCUAAUCGGCUUAUUCGUGAUUCGUUUUAUUAAUAGGUAUACAUAUAGUGUAGAUAAACUAUUAUGCAUAUCAUUAUAAUUAAACAGUUUCCGGUUGACCGUUUUUUUUUCCGAUUACGAAGAGACGCGUCGCCCGAUUCGCAAACUCUCUUCGAACCAUAAUAGUACGAUGGUAUACGGUCAAUGUUGAAAACCGGAUAAUGUCGAAAUUUCGUUCGGUAGAAGCAAUUUUUCGCUGUUUGGUUUAUAAUGUCAGAACGAAUUGGCCUGUUAUCAAAAUUAUAAAGGUACGAGCGUUGACUGUGUCAACUGUACCGUGGGGUUUUUUAUUACCUUUAAUUUUUAAGCGACACACAAACGUUUUUGAAUCGUAAUAAUUCGCGUGAUGCUCGCGUCUCGCUUGAAAAUUAAAAUGUCGAAAAAAACCCAGCGCACAAACCCCGGGCAAUGUAUUUACAUUUUAUUUACACCUGUAAGUUUGAUAACAGGCCAAUUUGCUUUAACAAUUAUUUAUAUUAACAGCGCGAAAUUGAAUCCGCCGAUCUUCCCCCCCCCCUCUUAAACUUAACGAAACAUGCUAAAUACGCAUUUCGAAAGUUCAAUUUUUAAACACCCCUGCAUCGCGUAGAAAGAAUUUCUAACUUGGUCCGCCAUACAAAUUCAGUGCAUGUACAGAGUAAUAUGCAACUCCUAUAACUCCCGAGCACUAAAUUAAUAAGUGUGUACGAGCGAUGAUGAAACACUGAGGGAUGCAGUUUUCUCCGAAGCAUAAUAUAAUAAUGUAUUGUAACGUGAAAAAAUAACCCGACGGAGAAAAAUUACAUAUUAUAAUAAUACCUACGUGUACACGUAUUCCCGCAGUCGUGAGAAAAGCACGACGAGAACGGCCACGGAGCGUAUUAUACACAAACCAGACGGAAACUGCGGCGUAAACACCUGUGCGGGCCCCGCGAGAAAGACGAGCUCCAUAUACGCGUGUAGACAGCGUGUAGUAUACAGGGUGAUUUUUGUUUUUUUUUUUUUUUGUUUUAUCCGGCGUUUAUCUGCUGCAGCUACUGCGUAUAAUAUCGAUUUUGGGAUUUUUAUCCGGACGUCUCGUAACAGAAUCGUUCGAAACACGUUUAGCGUCGCGUAGGACCCCUGCGUCCCGGUACUCGACACCGCGUACGAUUCUCAUCCGUUUUCUAGUCGGGGUUAGCCUUUAAUAUUUUUCGAUUUAAAAAUGCAUUUCGCCACACGGUCAAAACGAUUGCGAUUCCCGUUAAUCGUUUUGUGCGCCACUGUUGUUCUACUGCCCGGCACACGGUCCACUUGAUAUCUUAUUUCCCUGAGAUCGUAGUUGUAAUGCACGGAGGUUUUAGAGACCCUAAAACUUGCCGAAAACAAGCGUGGUGUUAUUGGCCAAUCGACCCCGUUUGACUCGAUGCGGCUAAAGAUCUGUUUUGGUUACGUUAUUUCAACCGCAAUUCGCAAAUAUCCGUACCCUCGAACUCCCCGAAUACACCACGAAACAACGGGCAUUAACUAUUGAUUUUCAAACGGCACCCGCCGGUACUUUCAAAUUCGACAAUUUUUUCCAAAAAAAAAAAAAAAAAAUUGCAUAGGAGUAACGUCUAUGUUAUAAACUUUUUUAAUUCGCACUCGUUCAAGUACCUCGUCGAGUGUUUAUGACGAAGACCUUGACGAAUCUGCGUGUUUGAUAACGGAAGAGGGUUGGCCAUUCGAAUGUCGAUACGGUUUGGUUAGAUUGGGUUAGGCCGACAGGGUGCGUAUACGGGGCGAUAAUAUUUGAAAAAAAAAUAUCCCCGACGACCGCGGAAAACAAUUGAAAUAAACGAAAUUUGACUCGUGUCAAAUCGCGCGUAAAAACAAUCGCUGAGAUAAAACAAUAAAAAAAACCACCCUGUAUAUUAUACAUUUUUUACACACACACACACAAUAUAUAUAUAUAUAAUAUUAUAAUAUAUACAAUAUUAUUAUAAUAAUAAUAUUAGAGAAGAGUUUAUAGCGUUACUGCGUGUAAUAUAUUAACGUGUUGCCGCGGCCCGCGGCAUUCGGUUCGCGUGAUUUAUGUUUUGUAUAAACGUCGAAAUCAACGGAUUUUUGUCUUUUUGGCGGCGGCGACAAAAGAAAGUUAUAAUUAAAACUUUAUUCACCGCGCGAGAGCGCGCGCGCACGCGUGUCUUUCCGUGUGUGAUGCAGUACAGUGUUCUGGCAAAGUAUUUUUUUUUUUAAUUUUUUUUUUUUUUCCCCGUCUUCUGUCUUUUAAUUUUAAUAAUAUUACAAUAUAUAUAUAUAUAUAUAUUUAUACGAGUAUGUAUAAUAAUGAUAAAGAAAAAAAAAAAACCGUUCAAAGAUUUUUAUAUUUUAAGCGCGUUAUAUUAUAUAUUAUGUAGCAUAUAGAGUGUGUUUUGUGAAAUGAUUUAUGUGCCGAACAGAGGCGUGGGCCUCCUUCCUAUAUACCUAUACGUACGACGACUGUGUUAUAAUAGUAGUCUCCUUUCUGUAAAAAAAAAAAAACCUACUACCGCGCUAUUAUAUUAUUAUUGCCCGCGCAGUGUCCGCCGUAUUAUAAGAGAAUAUAUUAUAAUUUUUUUUUUUUUUUUUUUUUUUUUUUUUUUAAUUUGUUUUACAUACAAGUAUUAUGCGUGUAGGUAACGGCGUUCGAGAUAAUAGAGACAGACUAUUUAUAGCGCGAUCCCCGAGAGAUUGGACCGCGAAAAAUCGACGGAAAAAUAUAUUUAAAAAAAAUCGGAUGUAUUGCGAAUUCAGCCCUCGGAUAAGUUACGGGAGUUGCGUAUUUUUCUGUAUGCGCUGAACCGGCGUAUAGCAGAUCGAGUUAGAAAUACUUUCUGUUUGAAAACUUUUAAAAUGCAUUUUUUUGCAUAUUUCAUUAAGUUUAUGGUGGGUGGGGGAGGGGGGGUUGAAGGCAUAUUUCGCCGGUUUUCAAAAUUCAAUAUUUUUUAACGCGAUUGUUUAUUGUUAUUUCUUACCGUCUCAGUCUGUUAUCAAUUUAACGACAACGGUGCGAUCCGUACGCAUUUAAUCUUUACCUUAGUUUUGCGUACAAAUAACAUGACACUACACGUUUUUGAAUAAUAAGCCGAAUGAUUUGUUUGCAUAUUUAUUACGUUUUGUCACGCACAUGUUAGAAUUUGUUCGUGCACAGUUUGCCUUUAUCAGCUCCUUCAACUCUCCCGAGCUCUGCAUUUAUAGUACUGCACUUUGCACCGUCGUCGCGGGUAAGCGUACACGUAUACGUGUACGAGAAAUAUUCGGGAUGCGAUGCAAGGGCCGUUCGGGGUAACGUCGAUUGUUCACGUAUAAACGCGAUCGAAAACCGAUUCUGACCGAUUCGGCCAUCCAUUACCGCUGAGCCGCGUAACUCUAGGAGACGGACGGAAAUAACAUCCGAGACGUACGGUCGGUUGACGUACAACUCGGACGACGUUUCUCAAACGUGACGUACGCCGGCCGCUUGACGAAAAAUACGCGUUUUUCACGGCCGGGCGUGCGUUUUUCGCACCGAUCCUAAACCGGGUCCGCGGUCCGAAGCCAGAAACAUGCAAAUCGGCGUGCUCGCAAACUAUGAAUUCUGCAGGACCGGAGCGAACGGUUCCGCGCGCGCGAUGAAAAUGCUGUCGUCGACACGCGUGCAAGAGAUCUGACAAAAAGCGUUCGUCGCCGCGCGAUUUGUUUCGUCGGAUUGUGUUCUUAACACUUCGGUCGAACGGUAAUUAAUUCGGUUAUUUAUGAACGGCGGGUUUUUUUUUUUUUUUUCACAUUUAACUCGCGUCAGCGCGAGAAUUUUAUUAAAUUUACAGUCUAUGCACUGCGAACCGGCAACAGUUUUUACAAACUGAAAAUAAGACUUUUACUCGGUGUUAAACCGGCGCUUGACGGCGCCGGACGCGCGUUAACAGUUUUUCUUUUUUUUUCUUCAAUUAACCCGACUUAAUAUUAUACUAUCGUUAUUACAAGGCCUUGAAAAAGAUAUUUUUCGCAGAACAUCGAGAUUCACAGACGAUACCGCGCGUUCAAAAAAAAAAAAAACUGUUUUAUUAAUAUUUAUAUUCUGAGCGGAACGAGAAAUAUCGAACCAUGGUUUUUUUUUUGUUUUAUUACAAUGUUAUAGGUGUCUGUAAACGACCUUUACCGUCAGAAAACGUGCUCGAAUCGAAAAAUCCCAAGGCGCUUUGCCGUUGCGUUUCGGUUGCGGGCGUCGGGUUUUGAUUUUUUUUUUUUUUUUUUUGUCAACUGUGCAAUGACCGAAAAAUGUUCACAGAACAAUAUUAUUACAUCGGUAUUUUUUUCUAGACGCUGUCAAAUAAUUGUCAAAACUUUUCUCAAUUUUCUCAAAAAAACUCGAUUUUCGAACUGUUUUUAGGCGUUUUCGUGUUUCCCCGCGAGUUACGACGGCAACGUUAACAUCGUGGCUAAAACGUUUCGUUCGUCGUGCGGCGCAGUUUACCGUCGGACGACCUUCAGGAGUGACCGGGGGUAAACGUGGUUUUUUUUUUUUUUUAAUUUUUUACCGUUCGCCGAUCCCGGCGGCGACCUAAUUGUCGAAAAAAAGCGCCGAUCCGAUUGUUGUGCCGUACACAAUAUCGCCGAAACAAUAUGCGGUUCGGUGUACCUAAACUGUACCGUACGCGGGUCGCCGGACGCCGCAUCGCCGACACACGUGUGGGUGAAAAACGCGGUGUAAUUAAAAAAAAAAAAACAACAACAAUAAACCGUGAUUAUAGAAAUUUAGGCACUCGCGUAUGUUCCGAUAAUAACCCGACGGGAAACCGUAUCGAAACGACAAACGCAACGACAACAACAACAACGAGAGAAUCCGGACGAAAUAAUAAAAAUCAAUUUUCUCCGGCGGAAUUUUUUAUUGUUGUUAUUUUUUUUUUCCUGUUUUUUUUUUUUUUUUUUUUUUUUUGUUCGUUUGACAUCCCGACCUCCGCCUGUAUACGCGUGUGCGUGCGGCAUACGCCGCGCCGUUCGUCCCUUGCCGAGAGUCGCGUAUACGCACACGGUGCGCUGCACGGGCGCGCGCACGAAAUCUCACGUUUGAUUUACGAUCUCCGGGCGUGUAUCAAUUAAACCGUUUCCCUUUUGGCCUGAAAAAAAUAAAAAAAUAAAAAAAAAUAAAUACACACACACUCGCGCGCACGCGCGACGUGCGCACACGCGACGCGAGGGACCGCACGGAGGAAAAUCGACGCGCGCGCCGGCCGCCAAUUCCCAUGGCGUUUUACCGUGCGCCGCCAAAAAGUCCGCGAGAUCUAUUAGCGGUGUACAGCGCGGCGGCCCCGCGGGGAGGGCCGCGGCCCGCGGGUAAACGCGCGCCGGGCCGCGUCCGCGGGGCACUCAUUCUUCGUUAUUCUCCGGUUCCCCAACGGCUCACGCGUACGCGCGUGAGAAAACCCGUAAAUUUCCCGGGCCCUCUGCGUACGCGCGGGGAAAUCCGCCGGUUUCCGUUGCGCGGCCCGCGACGCCGAAACGACUGAGACGUCUCCGGGCGGCGGCGGCCGCGGGCCGAGUGACAGGCCGAGGAAUCCCGGGCACCCAAUCUAAACGCCAUAAAUUUCUCUCGGGUCGACGCCGCGCCGGCGGUGGUUUUUUCUCUCUCCCUCGCUCGCUCUCUCUCCGUCUCUCGGCCGCCGUCGUCGUUGCGCGGCGCGUAUUCUUUUUUAUUUUUAUUUCCCCUACGCGUACUGUAUAAACAACAUUUACCCCCGUCGUCCCUACUCGCCGCCCCCUCCCCUCCUCGAAAUAACAAGAGCGUUUAACCUUUUUUUUUUUCUUUUUUUUUUUUUAUUAUUAUUAUGUCGUCCGCGACGGUGCGGUGUCGAAAAUUGAUUUAAAACACACACGCCGAGCGCAACUGGUAGUCGCGGCGCGCGCGCCGAUAAAUAACGAACGGAAUAACGUUCGUUGUUUUUACUUUUUUUUUUUUUUCUCUCCGCCGUUUUUCUCGCGUGUUAAUACGGCACUAUUACUGCGCGCGCAUUAACACAAUAACGACGGCGAUAUUGUUGCGUACGCGGCGCGCAUAAAAUAUCAUUUAAAAAAAAAAAAAAAUAAUAAUAAUAAUAACCGUUCGUACCGUGCGUAUAAUAUGAACGCGCGAUAUUUAAAUAUUAUCAAAUAUGAUUUGUGGCUCGCGCGCGGCGGCGGCGGCGGCGGCGGGCGGCUGCUCGACGGGCGAAACGGGACGCGCCGCGUGAUUUACGGGCGCGUUUCCACGAAAACCGGUAAAACCGGUGGCGCGCGAUCGCCCGGUAAUUAGCGUUCGAUUAACGCGCGCGACGCGCGGCCGCUUCGGGGGCCCCGCGCGGUCGCACGGAUUUUCGCCAGAACGCAGACAAUAAAAAAAAAAACAACAACAACAACAAUAAUAAUAAUAACAAUAAUAAUUACGUAUUGUUUUUUUAUUUUUUUUUUCUUUCUAUAAUAUACGUACACGACGACGGGCGCCGUAUCCCUACGUAAAUCGUUUACGUUCGCGCGUAACAAUAACUGUUCGGCGAAAUGACGCACCCGUAUUGUACAGGGUGCGCGUGUUUGUCGCGGGAUUUUUUUUUUUCCAGGCGUAUUGGAUUCACAGCAGCGACCGUUUAAAAGUCACUCGUGUACCUAUUAUCGGCGGUGUUUCGUUAAAAGCAGGGGGUGUAACGCUGCGAAUCGUAAAAUACGUUUUCGGAGGUCAAAAAAAAAAAAAAAAGAUCUGAUAAAUUAAGAACGUAAACCGGAAAAAGGGCGUACGCAGAUACUGGAAAUUAAAUUGGUAUAACGUCGAUUAAAAGAUAUCCGAUAUCAGACGCCCUUUUUAAGUAUAAUUAAAUCGACACUGAACCGUUUUAAUCGGCGUACACCACAUUCAGUAUGCACGUAUAUAACAUUGUGCACGAGUUUUGUACGAGAACUCGAUUGUUUUCCACGAUCGUUAAAAACUAUUUUGCCGUUUCUUUGCAAAACAGUUUUUAUUUUUUUGCUUCCCGAAAAUAAAAGUGAAAUUUGAUAAAACACCGUCGAUGUAUUAUUAUAUUUAAACGUUUUUUCGAAAUUUUCACCUCCCCCCCCUCCGGUUAAUACGGAAAACAAACGUUAACCAGUGCCUCCCAGUUUUAACGGCCCCCAUUCGAUUUCCAUAAAUUUUAAUGGUAAAAUGCUGAAACAAUUUCCAAAUUGUGGAAAGACUGAAAAAAAAAAACCUUAAUCAAUUUUACACUUUCAUAAUUUUCUUACAUAAAUCUCCGGUCCUAGGGAAGAAAGACUGAAGUCGUUUUUCUUUUAGGUUUCAACACAUGGCGUAAUUAUUGCUCAAUGGCUAAAAUGCUAAACGGCCCAACGGUCGUGCUCGUGGUAUUUAACCAAUCGUUCAAAAUCGCUAUUAACUAAUCGUCAACAUUUACAGUUAAAAAAGCCGAACAAUUCUCCGACAGCAAAUCCGAUAGGUCAUAAUUUUCGGGGCUUGCGCACGACCCGUUUUUUUUUUUUUUUUUACUAUUGAAAUCACGAUUUACACGGUAAACUCUCCUGCCUUGUGUAGUAUCUCGCACGCAGUUCCCUCGAGUCAUGACUCGCAUCACGCCUUUUUCCCAAACAAAAAGUCCGUCGUACAGUGUGACUUGUAAGACGGUUUCAAUGUUCCGCGUAACACCGUGUUGCGUGUGUACACUUUUAAAAGUGAAAAUCGACUUGAGCCCUUCUGCACUCUAGGACCGGAGAGAUGACCGCCGGAUCGUUAUCACUCUGUAUAUACUUGUAUCACAGUGCUGGGCGAAGAAUUCGGUUUACAUAUAAUGUUUUAUUUUUAUUUUUAUUUUUUUCGAUUUCUCGUCCAUCUCUCUCACUCUCGCACUCUCUCCGCCUAUCCGUCUCUCCUUCCCCCGAACGUACACGUCUAUCCUCGAACCGCCGCCGCACCGUUAUACCUUUAUACACAUAAUAUUAUGUUGUACGUCGUACGAGUACGGACGGCCGAGAGUCGGUUGAUGGUGAUUUAUCGCGUGUGGUUUCGUGUACAUGUGUGUACAUGUGUGUGUGUGUGUAUGUGUGUGCGCGCGCGCGUGUGUGUGUGUGUGUAUAACGUUGCGUAUAACGCAAUAAUACAGUCGCACAUUAUUCAUAAUCCGGGCGGACUUAUAGAGGCGUAAUACCGUAAACGAUUUGGAAUUUAACGUCGCGCGCGCGGUCGGAAUAAUUUCAUUUGCGAUCUUAUAAUAAUUUUCGUUUUAUUGCGUUACGCGCGUGCAGUAUUUCGACGGGGACCCGAAAACCGCGCACGGGCGGGCCAAGAACACUGUCGUCCGCGCACGGUACACACUGAAAACCCGACGCUAAUCGUCCGUCGUUCGGUUUCGGGGGGUGGGGGGACGGUGAAGGGGGAGGGAGAGGGGGGCGUUUUUAUACAAAGACAAAACUGUUGGCGGCGAAAACGUAUGCCGUUUGCGGCUACGUGCGGUGGCGCCGUUUGAGGGGCGGGGGGACGGACGACCCGCACAGUAGUCCCGGUCAAAGCUGCACGGCGAUUCGUUCGGAAUUUGUCGGUUUUAGAAGUCGGUAAUACAGACUCGAUCGGACGUAGACGUUUCUCGGUUUGGCGAUAAAAAAAACAUUUACGAAUAUUAGCUAUAAUACUGCCGAUGGGCGUGCCACUUUUUCAGAAUGUAAGUAUGAAGGGGGGGAGGGAAAUCGUUGUAGAGCGAUUCGAUUUGUAUCCGUACACAACGAUAAACCCCGACGCUAUAACGAAAAGCGAUUCCGAUUCUGAGUAUAUCAUUACUCGUACACUUUUCGCGUCGUCAAAAUAUAAGGUAACCCGGAAAUCGGCAAAAAUUUUACCGGCCGGUUGAUCUCGUUUAUUAUGAAAUCUACAAGGAAAAUAAUAAUAGAAAAAAAAAAAAAAAUGGUGACAUUUUUAAUUCACCGACUAGACCGAAACUAAUCCUACACGUAAGUUCCUGUAAAGUUUACGAUCGGAGCGAGAUUUCUCGCAGAAAAGUUUUUUUUUUACAAAUUAAAAAAAAUAAAAAUAAAACCGCACAUCAUAACGUAGCAAAACCGAUACGUUCCUCGCUCCGCUCAGAAUUUAAAUGACAACAUUCUUUCCGUUGGCGAAAACUUUGCCCCAGUCGAACAACGCCGAAAUGACGUCACCGUAGCGUGUCGGUUUCUCGAUGUGUCUACGCCUUUACGUUCUCGGUAUUUUCUAUUUACGAUAUUAUUUUACGGUGUUUUUUUUUCUUCUCACUACAUCACGUCGGUUUUUUUUCUCAUUCGCCGCCGCUCUCGUUAUUAUUAAAAUCUUUAUGUGUUUCGUAUAUUCGUCACCGCAAUCGCGCGAUACGAAAGGACGACGACGACGACGAUAGACCGCGAUUAUUCUACACAAGCGGGAAUUUUUUUUUUUUCAUUCCUCCGAGGUCACAUUUUUUUUUUUUUUUUUUUUACACAGUCUUUGUUCAUCGUCGUUUUUAUUUUUCGUCGUCCGCCUUAUCGUUCGUGUGGGUGCAGGUUAUCGUCGAGGCCGUCCCGAUACACACGCAUUUGCGUGCUGUGUGAUACGCGCGCUAAACCGACGUGACCCGGUCGCGCCUAUAACGUUUCGAUCACGUCGCCGCGACACACGCACGGUUUUCACCGUGCGACCCGGACCGAUUCGGGGCGACGGCCACGACGGGCUCUCCCGUACGUCGAAACGGCGUGACGUCACGGGAUUCACGCGAGACGAGGCCGUUUCUCGGGGGGGGNGGGGGGGGGGGGGGGGGUCACGAGGGGCGUGCGGGCUGUGCGCCGCCCUUAUACACUCGACAACGCGAAAACUGCGUACGACGAGCGUUUGCCGCGGUCCGACGAGAACGUUCGGCCCCGGGGGGGGGGGCCUCUAAACGCCUCGGCGGGCCCGGGCGCGUCGGCGCGCCGCGUUUCGCCGACGGUCGAAAUCGCGCCGCCGGUGUUAUUCGGUGUUCGUUCGGCUGCCGGUACGCAAUCGCGCGCGGGCCGUCGAUUGUCCGUCCGGGUUAACAGUGCCGGAUCGUCCGAAACGCACAGCGUCGUCGCGGCCGCGGUUCCGGCGAAAACGGCACGAGGAUUAUUUUUAAACGCAUCCGUGCCGUCGCCGCGGCCGUACCGAAUUCCCGGGCCCCGCAGAACAGAAAAAAAAAAACAAAAAAACAAUAAUAUUAUUGUUGUUGUUCGGGGGCCGACGAAACCGUUCGGCCGAAUCGCCAUCGUCGCGCCCGCGGGCUUGGCCGGGGUCCAAUCGACGGGUCUGUCGUCGGCGCCCCCUCCUCCCCCCCACCCCUACCACUCGGCGGGGCCCGCGCGAGAACCGCUCCGUCUCGCAGUCGUGUCGACGGAAAAACGAACGGAACGUACCGGACGAGCACACACGCUGACACUAUGUCGAGCGAUACGAUCUCCGUCAGAUAUCGCGUUGAUAUCUCGGUCGCUCGUAAGACGUAUUAAAUGUUGCGUGCAAUUGCGUAAUCGACCGAUAAGACGAGAUAAUAAACGGCGCGAUAACGUAUUUUGAAACAAUACGCGGAAACCCGCGCGGUGUUCGGGAAAGACGAGCCGUGUAUUCUUUGUCUCUCUCUCUGUAAAUACGAAAAACCGAGAUAAUAAUUGCACCUUAGAUAAUAUUAAAACGAUCGAAAUGCAAGUGUCGGUCAUCUAGACGACGCAAAACAAGACAAUAAAGAUGAUGAUGAUGAUAAUAAUAAUAAUAAUAAUAAUAAUAAAAAAAAACAGAAUGUAUUCAGAUUCAAACGGCGGUCGUAAUACAGUCAUGUGUUUGGCGCGUUCGUCCGAACCGCUUAUUUUUUUUUAUUAUUCAUUUUAUAGCGAUUACAAAACGUUAAGGAUUUACAGUAUUUAUCGUAAUGAAACGAUCGAAUUGAGGUUAACGUAUAAUUUCGGAUUCUGUUUUUCAACCACCCCCCACCCUCGGUCCAUCGCCCUUAUCCACAUAUACUAUUAUACACGCAGUAGUUUUCAUCAUAUUACUGACAAAACUCGACUGUUCCGCGCUGUAUUCGUGCGGUCACGAAAAAUACGGUUUAACGCAAUCAAACCGCGUGUUGUUCGCAAAGCCGACAAUCGCGACGGAAAACAAAAAGGGGAUCCCGGAUGAUUAUUAUUAUUAUUGUCUUUUUUUUUUUUCUCUAUAUCAAUUUGUGCUUCACCGGAUGCUGCACCGCGCACAGCGGUCCGGGUGUCGUAUAUUGCCGUAGCGCGUAUACGAAAACGAAUAUAAUACGCCGCGGGUCGUUUAUUGGACGGCGACCGCGCGACAGACGUUAAAAACACAUCAUCUCGCGUAAAAAAAAAAAAAAAUAAUGAAAACAAUAAUUUUUCUCGCUCGCCCCGGCCGCCGUGUCGUUUUACGCUUUCGAAACGACCGUUCAAGUUUGGGUCGGAAGAGAGCGGUGUCAACACGGCGCGUGCCGUACCGCCACACAAAUGGUACUCCGCUGCUCUCCACCAACCCAAACAUAAAAGUCCCCGCGAAAACGACCACGCGGAGCCUCGAUACUUUCCGAGCCGUUCCUGUUUAUAACGGAACACGGUGCCGACGGGGGCGCGGUGGGUUCUAUUUUUUGUACUGGGAAAUCACUGGGAAAACCGUAAACAUUCUCCGAGUACCGGUCUGCCUACCUACCUGUUUGCCCACCUGCGCGCGUGAGAAACCGCAAAGCUGUGCCGCAAAGGCGGUGUAAGGAAAUCGGAUUCGGAGAACGUGUACGGUGCGUAUCCGUGUAUGAAUCGAGGGCCCGACAUGAGCAGUGCCCGCCCGGAGAUUCGCGGCACCCCCGCGGGCCGGUGCGCGCCUGCGUAUUCGGUGUAUUCGUGACGUGAACGUAAAACGCGGAGUAAAACAACAGCCCGCCAAAAAUGUACUCGCUUCGUUUUUUAUUUUUUUCGCCGGACGCGAGUCGAAUACGUUCGACUGCGGCGACCGCAACGACAACGACAACAACAAUAAUAACGAUAACGUUCGUGACGAUACCGAAAACGACGCACGUCGCAAACGUUUUGAGCGAACCGAUCGGACGUCAUAUUAUCGUGUACGCGUGUGCGUGUACGCGGGGUACCGCGGCGGCUCGGGCGGAAAAACUCCGUACAGGUGAUACGGACAGCCCCUCACCCCUCCGCCACCCCACCAAACCGGGCGCGCGCCGCCGCCGUGCUGCGCGCAAUUAGUUUUAUGCGCUUUUGACGCUCGCACGCGCACGCACGCGCGGGCGCCGGCGCGCGAUUCCUUCUGUUACGCGCGACGUCUCGCUCGGCGAUCGCACACGUAUUAUUAUGAUAUAGGUACUCGCGCGUGUCAUAACAGUGACAUAAUUUGCCGUUUGAAACGCGCGUGACGUGCCGUCGCGGCCCUUCCCCUGCCCGCACCCCUGUCCGCCGCCCGUUGCCGCGGCGUUGUUCGCACAACGCGCAUCGCAUUCUCGGACCGCGUGCGCGCGUCGCAUUCAAUUACGCCCGCCUCCCCCCCCCCACCCGGUACGCGCGUAUAAUAGCUCGACGCGUGCGGAAAAAUGCCGCGAGCGGCGAACACGAAAACAAGAAAAAAAAAAAAGAAAAAAAACGGGGGGAAAAAAAUUCCGACUUUCCGUCCGAUUCGAUUUCGGGAUACGCCGGCGGCGGCGUCCGUUCGGAAAGUCUCGCGCGAAUUUCCCGGGCCGAAGGGCCCGGCGCCGGUUUGCUCUUUCGAUUCCGUACGGCGGCGGCGAAUCCUCGGAUGGGCGGGGGGCAGACGAGCGCGUAUCGUCGAGAUGACAUUACCGUGACAAUAUAACAACGGUGAUUGGCACCUAUUGUACUGAUAUUACGCGCCUCUCCAGGAGAUUAUCAUGAACAAAACCUCUCCCGAAAAAAAAAAUCCCGCGUGCCCCACUGUGUACCUAUUAGGCGUACGUUGAUAUAACAUUGACGCGCAUUCAGUCUGAAAUUCGGGUGAGCUAAAAUUAUUUACGAUACGGUAUCACGGGGUAGGAGUGGUUGCCCCUCACACCCGCAACACUGUUCAACAUUUCAAAAUAAAAUCGUAUAUUCCUUGCUCGGUAUAAAUAAACGCAAUUGAAAUAUUGAGAUCCGAUCAUCAAUAGUGAAUUGCCUAAUCAUUGCCCAAUAAUUAACCUGCAACAGGGGACGGACCGUACAUUCUUAAAAAUAUGCAAACAAUUCGCAUAAACUUAUAGUGUUAAAUACAGUGUUUGCUCAUCAACAAUAAUACACGGAUAUUAAGUCUAUCCGCCUUGAGUGUUGUGUUGAAAAUAAUCGGAUGUCUAAUCGGAAUAAACACGCGGAUAAUACCUAUUCACUAUUCUGCCGCCUUCCAUUCCAUAGUCGCGAAGAAAAAUAUUAUUACAAUUUUAUCUCUCGGAUUUUCGUACACGUAACGAAAUUAACUUUUGGAUUAUGAAAAUGCAUUACUGCAAAUUAUAGGUAGGUUUCCUUCAAUAAUUGUAAAGAUUAAAAAUCAACCGUACAAAAUCUAAAAAAAAAAAAAAAAUACUAGUAUUCUCAAUAAACUAUUGACGUGAAAUCACCGCCCCGGGCAACUGCGCCUACUUGCCUGACGUUAAAUCCAUCACCGCCGAAUUCAAUACACAACAGCGUAACAGCGUAUGACCACUCGUAUCCGAGUGCUGGAUUCGGGUGUUGCGUUGAAUUUAUUCAGCUCGGGAUCCGGGGGGCGCGCGCUGAGUACCUACCCCUCUUCCCGCCUACAACCCGGCACCGCCGUGCGCGCGCCGAUGCCCGUACGAUCACUCGAUUCACUCGGUUAUUAAAAAUCGAAAAUACAAAUAGGUUUUUUUUUUUUUUCUAUUCUUGUGGUUUUAGCGCGGACACCGCGCGGUAUCCGAAUUCGACCGGGGAAAAUCUCGAAAACACGCCGGCGGCGGCGCGCAUAAUACGCGCACUACUACGUGUCACAAUCGUAUUAUAUGCGCGUACACGGUUACACACUCGGUUUCAAUAAACACAAUUUUGAAACCACCCCGACGUGCACGCGCCCGCGUAGGUCCCGACGAUUUUUCGACGGUGACGGGGAGACGGUGGAUAAGGUGACGUUUGGGGUGGGGGGGAAGGCAGAGGGGGUGGAUGGGGUGAAUUCGCGUACGCGCGCAUAUAACCGCGCCGUUCGGCCAUUUAUAACUGUCCGGAACUCUCUUUUCAACGCGUGUAUAUAUACGCGCGCGCGUACUGCACUCGGGUCUGUACCCGCGCUCGCGGGUCGGCCUGUCACUCAAAUUGUUUUCACUUACCGCGUACAACAUUAUUGCCCCGUCGUCGUCGUCGCCGCCGCCGCCGCCGCCGCCGCGGCGCUCUUCCCCGGAACCGUUUUUUUUUUUUUCCCCCGAGUUUUUUUGUUUCCGCUGCCCCCCCCCCCCCCCCGCCCCACACCCCACCGCCGUUGCCGUUGCCGCCGCCGCCGCCAUUCCCGGCGCGCGGGGUAUUUCGCAGGUCGCGGUUUUCCAUUUCCGUCGGGUGUGCAUACGCUCGCACGUAUUCGCCACGUACGUAUUCGCACCGUACAUAGGUAGUUCGCCACGACGUGCGUACCGCGCCGCGCGGUUGCGGCGUGUGCACGCGGGGCGGGCGCGCACGUCGUCGUCGCCGACGUCGUCCGCGCGCCGGCGAAACAAAUUGCAGUGUUCCGGGGCCCCGGCGGAAAAAAUAUCGCCGCGCGCGCGUGUGCACACAUACAUACGUAAUAUGCGCGUACACGGGUAUAUUGCGCCGCCGGGGAAAAUUCCCGGGUUCUCUGCGGCGGUCCGCGCGGGCGAGUUUCGUUUAUGACGAGCGAAAAACGUCGACGGCGUUUAACAAGGUCCGCGAUGAAUAAUCGACCGUUUCCCGGCGAAAACGGAUCGCGCGCGGGCGUCCCGCCGGGACGGGUCGAUCGUACACUACUCUCUGCCCGUGACGGUAAACCCUCCCGGGUAUUUACGAAGAUUCCGUUUACGCGCACAAUUAAAUACGUUUUCGAAUAAAAGUCCGGCGCGAACGUGUUAACGAUUGUCGUGUGGUUUAAACCGAAACAAAAAAUAUGUAUAAAAAAAAAAAAACCGAUAUGGACAUACUUCGCCACUGGUGUAGGCGAAUUGUCGGGAAGGUAGGAUAUAGAGGAGAGUUUAACGCGUAUUACCGUACGCGACGGUUGAUCUUCGCUAACGAAAAAACGAUUCUGAACAGUGUUCGGUUGCGCAUGUUUUAAAAGGCCGUAACGCAUUGUUUACGAUUUGAAAAUAAUACGUUUCGUACAUUUUCCCGUUUUUCCCAUUUAUUGUGAAAACUUCCGGGAUAAUCAAAAAAUCAUCUUCCUGAAGUAUACCAUCCCAGUCCGGUUCCCUUUCAGAAAAAUCGCGGCACUUGACACUUCGGAGCAAGAUUUCUGGUGGAGUUUUCGUACGCAUCAUUUUAAAACCAUGCGAUAGCUGGUACAUUCCUCGCUCCGAUCAGAAUCUAAAAAACAAAACAAUUUUUAGAAAAAUUGAUUGGUCAGUCGUUAUUCCUUCCCGGAACCGAGGCCAUACGUUUUAAAGUUUUUCAUGUACAACCUCGCGUUUGACCGGGCUUAUUUUUUUCGCGUUUAUAAACCGGUAAAUUUACCGUUUUUUUUUUUUCCUUUUUUCUCGGUCUAUAGUAACAUGGCGACGACCGUCGACGGACGGUUGGCCGAGACCGAAAAGUCGCACAGUCAUCGCACCGAAAACAACGAGUCAUUCAAUGGGGACCGCUGUAGUUAAUACACUAUAUACGUGUUUGCUUUUUUUUUUUUCACUCGUAUUAAUUUGUGUAUAACGCGCACCUCGUAGCCGCAUUCGUGUCAUAGCCCGUUUCGUGUGCCGACAAAUGCUACGUAUAUGACGUACAAUACAUAAAAUAUGGCGUUCGCGGUACGUAAAAACGGCCCGAGUCCUCGUAGUUGCCGUUUCGAUUUUACUCGUUUUCAAAACGCGCAUUAUCAUAUUAUAAGAUAUUAUUAUUAUUAUUAUUAUAUACGACUCGCCGGUCUUUUCCACGCACUUCUGACACCGUCGUUGGUUCGCGGCUGUCAUUCGCGCUGCGGUAUAAGACGCGCUAAUUUCAUAUAUUAUUAUCGUAUAGACACGCGCGUCGUUAACGCCAACGUCGUGUUAUGACUGCGUCCAAAACUAAUUCAGUGUUCCGUACUCACCGCACGCACUGUACACAGCAAGGCCGAACGAAAUAUUAAACCCGUCCUCGUUUUUAUAGUUAGCUAGCAGUAGUACAAUAAUAUAAUAAUUCUUCGGUUCCGGGGCGGAGGGGCUCGUCUAGUCGAAAUUCGUAUAGUUUUCAAUGCCAGAAAAAAUUUAAUUUUUAAUUUUCAACGCACGCAUCGUUACAAUAACGGCUACGCGGCUAAUAGUUGUCAUUGGCCUAACCCGAACGCAGACGUUCUAAACCGUGCUCGAACCGCGUAAUUACACGCAUUUUUUUUCCAGAUGAAAAAUACAUCAUAUAAAGUGUACACCCAUACACACUUUGCCAUUUAGACCAACAAAUAAGCGGUCAAAAAUGCAUAAGACAAAAUGUACAGAAAAAAAAAUUCUAAAUAUUUACUUAAGGCGUAGGUAGUACUUAUACUUUCAGUGCGCGUUUUCCAACAAAAUUAAAAAAAACCCGACGACGAAUGACGUUAUCCACCGCGGUACUGGUUUUAUGGUGUCUACUGUGGGUUAUUUUUUUUUUUUUUUUUGGAUUAUCAUCUUUGCUGCUAUAAAAGAGAAUAAAAAGCGAUACAUUCCGUGUGACUUUACCCGUUCACCGAUCUCCGCCCGGAAUCGUUUUCGAUUGCAACCGUGUGUCGUCGCUUUCUUCGCACAGAAAACCGUAAAAAUCUGUCCUGUAUAAAUUUUCGACUUUUCACCAGCAACGUCGGUGGCAUACCCGUUAACGCGCGAAGUAUGUCGAACGCAAUAUUAUUCGAUUGCCCGACACUAAAUAAUCGAAGUAACUGGCAAAUAAAUUGAACACUCGUCCGGUGGUGUGCUAAUGUCAUUUCGUCGGUUUAUUGAUUCGCGUACAAGAAUCCGGUUUAUUUGUUUUUUUGUUUUUGUUUUUUUUUUAUUUUGUUUUUAUAAUAUUACUGAUUGUUCGCGAACCAUCCGAGAGCGCGCGGAAUAAUCAAAAACAAUAAAUUAUCACCAGUGUAUCACGAUCGCCGGCACCACAGUCGCGUCAACCAAUAAUUUUUAAAUCAAUCAUAUUCGCGUGUUGUUUUCUUUCCGUAUACGGAACUAUACGGCCGAUAUAAAUUAUACUCGAUUGUCACGAGUGAUGCGCGCACGCUAAAAUUGGCCCCUUGUUAAAAUAAUAUACGUAUACGAAAACGACCUUUUAAAAUCAUUGAAAUUUUGACCCCGUGAUUUUUCAAUUCUAUUGUUAAUAAUCGCGAUUUCGAUUCCGUCUGAAUAUAACACGCGCGCGGAAACCGUUAUUAAAGGAGUCGCGAUUUUUUCUUCUCUCGUAUACGCCGAAACUAUCGUCGCGAAAGAUUUUCUACGUGUUUUUUGUUGCGUUAAAAUCGACGGUUUUUCGUCCGGCAGCCGCCUACGCCGCCUGCUAUGUAAUCUGUAGGUGAUCGGAAUCGAUUGAAAAAAAAAAAAUAAUAAUAAUAAUACAAAUUGCCGUAGACGCGACGCGAAAGACCGCGUGUCCGUUUCUAUACGUGACGGAUAGAAAAAAAAACUUCAAUUACCAUUCGGGCGUGUCCGCGUGCCGACUUAUCCGCGAUCGAAAUCGUAUCAUUUCGAUUAUUAACACGCGCGUACGGCCACCGGAUCUUUGUGAAAACACUACGCGUACCCGCGAGACGAAAACUAAAAACAAAAAAAAAUAUACAAUCGAUUUUCCCGGUGUGUACGUACGGCUUUUCGCCGGCCGCGAAAACGGUUUCGUAUAUUUUUUUCCUUUAACCGACGUCGAACUACUCAAUAUCAUUACUAUUACGUACCUGCCGUUUUUCAUCUGCUGGCCGCGCUGCACCGGUGUAAACUUCUCGCCUACCAUCUCCGGCCACCGUCGGGACGUUAACGUGUAGCGAUUACGUCGAAUCCACGCGACGGCGUAGUGCGUGCAAUCUCGUCUACACCGGUGCAAUCGCACGACACCGUUUUCGACGACGUGACGGAGUCGGAUAUCGUACUAUUCGACAAGUAUAUUUCGUACGCCGUCCGUACAUUAUAGUUUGAUAAAACAACCGCUACGUAUACAAUAAAUUGACUGUACAUCGACAACGGCAACAUCUGCACAGUAAUCAUGUUCCAGUUAAAAAAUAUAAUUUCAAGUACAGCCCGUGCGGCCUGUUGGAAAAUGCUACGCACAGUACCUACUGCAGUGCGCUUCACUUGCGACGCGACAACGCGAAAUAAUAUUUCGAGCUGACGGAGUUGUUCGGUCAAAACGGGGAUUUUCGACGUUUGAGAAUUAUGAUACCGCAAUAAUCAAAAUCAAAAUCAGACCGAAACGUAUACAGCGUUUCGGUCUGAUUUUGAACAUUUUAACCAGCGUGCGAUGCAUUCGCGAUAAAACUUACGCGUUUUCCCCGCAGACGAAAAAAAAUUGCGCACCGGAAAGAAUAUUACAUCGGUUUUUCAUCAAGCCAAUGUUUUCUAAUUUGAAAGCCGUCCGGAGUAGUAGCCACCGUUCAAAGUGUAAUAAAUGAAAAAUACGAUUUAAAAAAAAAAAAAAAACCUAUAACGUUUUUUUAUUAUAAUAUAUGUAAUUCUGUACAGUAUCAUAUCUUUAUACUCGUGCUGUUUAAACGGCAGUAUAAUCAAAUUAUUCCGCUUUUAAAGUCUCUCCCCCUCCCCCCAACCGGACGGAAUAUCACGCGCGAAACUCGGAGGGUGCAUGUAUUGUUUACAUAAUGUGGAAACGUUUACAUAACGAAUCGUAUACUGAUAAUAGCACUUUAUAUUGUUACAAUCUGGAGCAUUUUUUCAAUUUUUUUUUUUUUUUCUAAGAGGUCAGUAUGUAUAUAAAGAGUAAAAUAUUAUUGAUAAGCCCGUUUUCUCGCACGUACGCGUUAUCUGGACGAAUAACGCGAGUAAUAAUAAUAAUAAUAAUAAUAUGUAUAUACCCUGUCGAAUUUAUUAUAAUUGCGGGCAAUCGUCGAUGACUGCGGACGAUAUCGCGUAUUACUGCAAUCGUCGUUGUAACUUAUGACCUAUACAUAAUAUUAUAUUGUCAUUACGGUCGGCCGUUCGAUGACUAAUGACCGGCGAAUAAAAAAAAAAAAAAAAACGUACCUAUAAAUAAUAAACCGUUUAAAACGGACGGAAAUAUGCGGUGCACGCGGGGCGAGAAAAAAAACGGUCUACGGUCUAAAAUAAACGACGCGACGGACAAUCCCCGGUUACGCGACAUGCGUCAACGGUUAAUUUGUCGGAUUGUUGUCGCCCGGAGGAGUCGUCGUCGGAACGUGUCUGUUCGCGAGUCGAAAAUUCGGUAUAGUUAUGACGGUUUUCACGAGAAACAAAAUAAAAAUUAAAAAUAAAUAAAUAAAAAGAUAAUCGUUAUAAUAAUAAUUAACGCUCGCCCACUCGACGACGUCAUUACGCGCCGGCGACGACGACCGACGACGACGGAGUCACCGCCGCCGGAUCUGUCACCGUUUUUGGACGUGCCGUCGUCGUCAUCGUCGACGUCUGUGACAACCGAAUCCUCCCGUCGGCGACGACGGCGACGACGACGACGUGUUCGGGAGCCGUGAAAAUGUAAAAACAAAAAAAAAAUAUCUCGCACGAUCGGUGCCCAAAAAUCGUCCGUCGAAAAUGCAUUACAAUAUAUGUAUAUGUGUGUGUAUUAUAUAGGUACUGUUGUACAUAUCUUUGUUUCGACGAUACAUAACGGCAUCGCGUGCCAUUCCCCCACCCCUCUCCCCCCCUGGAACACUGUACGGUUGACGCGUGGGAACAAAUGGAUUGGAUUCCAUAGCGAAUUAAUGACAAAGAGAGAGAGAUCCCGGGGGCGAACAUUAUUAUUAUUAGAGUUCAAGUCCGUCGUACAGGCACUAUUACGGGCCACAUGUAAGCUCCUACAAAAAUUACUUUUUUACCUGUAUUAUUUCUACCAGAGAGCUUACUCCGAUCAUCAAUUAUAGUACCUUUUCUGAAAGAAAAUGUUCUCUUGGUGGUACUUUAAAGAAGUAAUUUUUUAAAAUUCUCAUUAAUAUUCGAGAUAAUAAGGAUAACUUGGUUCUUUAGGUUAAAAAAGAUUGAAAGAUCUUGACAAGGUUGUCAUUGGCAACCGUUUUUAUUUAUUUUUUAUUAUUGUUAAGUUUUUAUUAUUUUAAUUUUUUUUAAACAAUCAUUGUUGCAAUCGUUUUACCAUAUUAUGGCAUUUAUAUAUAUAUAUAUAUUGUUGACGAAGCAACACUAACGACUGAACUCCGUUCUGAAACGUUUUUUCGUCAGCGAUGGUCUAUCGCGUUGCCUACAGGAUAUACAUUAAAUUCCCGUCUGUAUCCUAUCUUCCCAACUUCUCACCUAUACAACAGUGGCUGCACCCACGUGCGAAGUAUGUCCGUCCUUUUGUCAUUUUUUUCAUUUUUUUUUGUUUUGCCGAUUUCCGAACCGCGACGACGCCGGCCCGUUUGUACACGCGCGGAAAACGAAAAAGACAUGCCCGCGUCGUGUAAACGCACGAAAUUCGUCUCGCGGGGAACGCGUCUGCGCGCUAAUUCCGGCGACAAAACCCGUCGUCGCGCGUUUCAAUGCCGGGCCGGGGGAUUAAAAACCGUUUCCGACGGGUCACGUGCGCGCCGAAACCGAAAAUCACCGGAUACGACGUAGACGAGCGUACACACACGUGCUCGAUAAGAAUAAUGCGACGGUAAUACGAAUUAUAUUUAAAUAUUCGAGCCGAUACCCGCUUUUCGCCGGCGUAAAAUCGACGUCCGAUAUCCGCGAAAACCUCGAGCUUCAAUCGAAAUUAAUUCAAAACGCGAUAUUUUUAAACGUUUUUUUUUUUUUCAUACAUAUUCCAAAGACGUCACGGUGAAAGGAUAAGGUGAUGAUCGGGACCCGACUUAAGGCGUUCUAAAACAAACUCGACUAAAUGACGGGUGGGACGGAUAGGACGGCCUAUCGCGAUAAGCUUCCUGAAGAACUGUAUUUGGUUAGCAAUAUUCUUCGCCUAUCGUCAGGCAUCGCGGCCCUAUCGAGUAUUUCGCGCCUCGUGGCACGAUGCUUCAAUGUGCGCUUGGAAGUCCGAAUUCCGAUCAAAUAAAAUUCCCAGAUCGUUAACACCGGAUUACCUAGAACGGUAGGAACAGUACCGGAAAGAGAGACAUUCCGUGUACCCGUUCGUAUAUAGGAUCCGGCGAUUUCCUACACGAGAUUACGUGUAUUUAAUCGCCGAUUCGCGCGGAUGUACUCCCGUGAGACACGGUUCUCUCCAACAGCUUGUGCUAUAAUAAUUAUUUACGAAAAGUAUAACGCGCAGCCCGCACAUGCAUGCAAUAUUAUAAAACCAUAAUAUUAAUACACGCGUAGGUAUGGUAUCGUCGAACAAUUAACGAUACGAAGCGCACCUCGGUCGCCGUCGCGACUGUACAUUGUAGUAAGUACCUAUACCUGCGGCGUCUGUCACGAACAACGUCGCCGAGAGAGAAAAAAAAAAAAACGAGAAAGAAAAAAAAAUGCCCGUUAGACCGUUUAACAGAUUGUCUAAUUACGCGAGAACGACAGAUUUAUAACAGCCGCGGACCGCGAAGAAACGCUACGCGCGCGCCGCACGUCUUGUUCCGGCGAUUCCUUUAUGCGUUUACGUUUUACUCGCGUACAAAAACAAAGAAAAAAAAAAAACAACAAAACCCGUACGGAUAUUACACUACCGUAUACUACUUACAACCAUAAUGUAACGAGCGUAUUCCUAUCUGUAAUAAUAAAUACGCGCCGAGAGAUCUGUUUAGGCCAGUCAAUUUACGCCGUAUUGUUUGUAGUCCGCGUAUACAAUAAUACACGACUCGGCAUUGUAAUAUGACCCGUGUCGAGCGGUUUCGUAUGUAUACUUACGUACAUAAAUAAUGCGUAAUUUAUAAUAAUACGGUACCAGUCAAAAAAAAAAAAAAUCAAAAAAAAUUCCGCGCUUUAACUAAACGUUUUAUGAAUAGUAUAUUAUCGUCAAACGACGUCUCGUCAAAUAACGUCCUAUAAUAAUAAAAUUAUCAUAAUACGAUAUACUUAUAUUAUUAUCAAUACGGAUAUCGUCGUUAAUACCGCAACAAGCGCGUAACUAAACAUUUAAAAAAAAAAAAAAAUCGUUAUCGGUAUUCGUGCAUUGAGCGUUUCUGAAAAUCCGUUACUCUAUAAUAUUUUUCCGGUAGACUCGUGGUUUCAAUGUAAACCACGGAAACGAUAACGCCACUUAUACCGGUAAAAUAACACCGUAUCUUAUUAUUAGCCAAUUUUUAACGCGAAAUGUAUUGAAAACGAGAUUAAAUCGUUUAAAUAAAACAUUUUAAUUUUUACUCGUAGUAAACUCGCGUAAAGUUUACCCAACCUAGUCGAGAAACUAUUAUUAUUUAUCACCAAUACGCACUCUGCGUAUCGAUGGCGUGGUAUGGACCACGUCAAACCACAGAUAUCUGUAACCGUUAUUCAACAGUAAAACCUUUGGGAGCCGAGCCCCGGCUCAGUAUCGGGCAUAGUCGCAACUCGGGGGAUGCCAGUGUCUUUAGCAACCCCGAGUUAAAAAUUAGUACGCCAAAAAACAACCAAUUAGCUUUUUCAUAGAAACGGCUAAAUAUUUUCUCGUGUAUUUCAUAUAAUUAAUGAGCAGAGCCGGUGGAACAACCGGGUUUUUAUGAAGAGGAGUGUUACAUGUCUAUAAUUUAAGAAAAACACGUUCUUUAACACACUUAUGUUACUCAAACGCGGAUGUAGGGGUUGUCCAGACACCUAAAACGCCCCCCUAUUUGCGCCACUGAGCAGAACAAUGCAUGCGUGUGUAAGGAAAAAUAAUGUUAAAAUAGUUAUGGUAAAUUCGUAUUUAUUGUAAAAUUGUAAACGAAAGGUGUGGUUGAUCAUGGUAAGGGUCACGUAAAGGGGAUUGCGGGGGCACAGUCCCCCGUGGGUCUUUGAUACGCGUAUAACUUUAGCGCCCCCAAAAGUGCUGGUCUAGUGGCACCAAUGCUAAUGGGAGCUACUGCUCUGGAGCUUCGGCGCCUGUAGAUUCUUUAGUUCCGCAUAGUACGCCUGUUUUGUGUUUCGCCGCGGUUUCGACCAGAAAUACGAACCGGAUAUUUCGGAUGCGAUCCGAUUUACGCGAUUUACUCGGUCUAUACUAAUUGUAUGGGUUUUUUUUUUUCUGCGUCACAGGCACGGUGAACGCCAACGGCGAGACGAAACGACAGCGCACCUCGUACACCCGUUACCAGACGCUGGAGCUGGAGAAGGAGUUCCACUUCAACCGGUACCUGACCCGGCGACGGAGAAUCGAGAUAGCGCACGCGCUGUGCCUGACCGAGCGCCAGAUAAAGAUAUGGUUCCAGAACAGGCGGAUGAAGUGGAAAAAGGAACACAAGAUGGCCAGCAUGAACAUGGUACCGUACCACUAUCACAUGGCCGCCCAGCCAUACGGCACCCCGUACCCGUUCACGCACCUGACCACCUGAGAUUCGUAUUAUUAAUUUAACGGUUCCGUUAUUUAAGUGGCGUCGUCGUCGUCGUCGUCGUUCGCGACGAGACGGCGGCACCGCUUGUAACCGCGCGCGCAGUGACGUUCGUUCUUUAGCUAAAAAACCGUUAAAUUAAUAUAUAAUACGAAAAAAAACACAUUUUUUUUUUUUAAAAUCUGAUAAAUAAUUUAUGUAUAUAAUUAUUAUUGUAUUAUAAUUUAGGCGCAGACGUUUGUUUGUUUGUUUGUUUGUUUUUUUUUUUUUUUUUUUUUUUUUUUAUUAUUAUUAUUUUUAUCGAUUAUAUUGUUCGCGUAGAGACCCGCGAAUAUUGUAUGCGUGUACGUAAAUAUUACGCAAAAAAAAAUUAUUCGUUUUCGCGCGUAUAAAUAGAUGUAAAUAUAAAAUAAUAAUAUAGUACUGUAUAAAAAUAUUUACGCUUAAUACACGCAUAUACUAUAUGUAUUUUAUUAUUUAUUGCGAUUUUCGCUUGAAAUCGCUUGAAUAAAUAAUAUAUAUAUAUAUAUAUGUAUAAUAAUGUAUAUAAUGUAUAAUAGUAUUUUGUUUUCAUGUUAUACCUAUUGUUAGAAUACAUUCGGUACAGAAAAACUAAAAAAAAAAAAAAAAAAAAAAAAAAAAAA
Molecule: messenger RNA, 43594 nt
Organism: Cinara cedri
Lineage: Eukaryota; Metazoa; Arthropoda; Insecta; Hemiptera; Aphididae
Source: the annotation of a GenBank genome assembly